AUGGAUACAGCGCCUCUGCUCGGCAACCGCCCGGCCUUGAUCCAAGACCAUCCCGUCUUCCUACGCGCCAGCCAUUCCCCAUGGUCCCUCAUACCGCAAAAUGUGCUCUCCUUUAUCCGCGGCUCCAUCCUCGCCUAUCUCACUGUCGCGGCUAUCCUCAUCUUGAACUAUGAGCUGACGAAUCCGCCUCUCAACGGAAACCCAUCCGAUCCUGGAGACUUGGACCCCAACGAUCCCGGAUCUGACCCAAACGACCCCAGCUUCUCAACUCUAGCCCAAACGGCAACCAACUGGCGGCUCUUUUUCGAGUUCCCCAUCAUCAGCUUUGGGCUGGUUCUCUGGUACUUUGUAGUCACAUUCUCAUGGACAUUCACCCACCUGUACUAUCCCGAUGCCGACGACGUCGAUGGACGGGUUGAAUAUGCCAUCAUCAGGCUCAUGUCUUUGCCCAGAGACCUGGGCAACGCGCGCUACCAAUUCUACUUCACCUUGUUCUACUUUGUUACCGUCGCCUACUCCUUCAUGAACUCGGCGAUAUACUGGUUCGUCACGCGGCCGCAUGAUCUGGUGCACGUUGUCUUGGGGCUGUUCAGCCAAGGAUGUCCUGACCAAGUCAAGCUAUGGGAUGCGACAGCGAUGACACUUGCUGGCCCAUUCAGUGACAUCUUUGGCGAGGGGUGGCUGCGGGCCUUUGUCCUCAUCAACCUGUACGCGGUCACGCCAGGCAUCAUGGUGACCGAGGUGCUCUUCCUCAACAGCAUCAGGCGCCCCAAUGGCAUCGGCGGCUAUCUCUUCGCCCUCCUGGUAUUUGCUGCCCUGUACAUUGGCUGGGCCUUCAUUGGACACGCUGCCACCGACGUCUGGCCAUUCUUCUUCCUGGACGCGGCCCAGGUCGGCUCGACAGAAGCGGUGGUGGCAUACAGCAUCGGCUUCGUGCUGCUGGCCCCUAUUGCCCUCAUCUUCAUGCAGGGCUUCGUUGGCGUGCGGGAGUCGCUGAUCCGACCCUACGUCAUUGUCCAGGACGCUCUGGGGGCCUAG
Trichoderma reesei QM6a is the source of this 1038-nucleotide messenger RNA. RefSeq lists its product as uncharacterized. The transcript has 6 exons. The coding region runs from base 1 to 1038 and encodes 345 amino acids. The record is from RefSeq and is a predicted model, not a curated record. Lineage: Eukaryota; Fungi; Ascomycota; Sordariomycetes; Hypocreales; Hypocreaceae.